CGCUGUUGCAGACGACGCAUUCACGAAAGCACAGGACCAAUUUGAAAAGAAAAACAACGUGAAAAGGACGAGAAAUAACAAUUAAUAUCCAUUCCUUUACAAAGAACUACCAUUCACUUGACAAUCCUAACAUCUAAAGACCAAGGAAACAAAAUGGAAUAGUUUACAAAGCCUGUGUAGUGACUAUAUGAUAAUAUUCCCCAGCAGUGUUACACUUAACCCCGGCUUUUGGCUGUUAGAUGAUGAUGCAAUCUUUCUCAGAACGGAGAAAAGAUUACCCACUGGUGAAAAAACGAUUUAUCUGAACUGCUUAUUGUCUCGGUGAUACAAUAUCGAAGGUUAGGUUUAAGCACACGAGCCUUUUCGAUUUUCUGUGGAGCUAUAUCGGAGGCAGGAUGGAAGUAUGGCAGAAGACAUGCCUCUUACUGUGCCUGUAUGGUUUCCUGAAGGAGCUGCGUCCCUCAGAGCCAUUCCUCACCGAGUACCUGAAGGGACCCCAACACAACCUCACAGAAGAUCAGAUAUACAUACAAGUAUACCCAGUAUGGACAUAUUCCUACCUCUCUCUGCUUGUGGUUGUGUUCCUACUGACGGACCUCCUGCGCUACAAGCCGAUGAUUGUCUUUGAGGGCAUUGGUUACAUAGCCACAUGGGGCCUUCUGCUGUGGGCAGGAGGUGUUCACUGGAUGCAGUUUAUGGAGUUCUGUUAUGGUAUAGCUACAUCUACGGAAGUGGCUUACUUCACGUACAUUUAUGCUCAAGUUUCUGGAGUAUAUUAUCAGCGUGUGACCAGCUUCACACGAGCAGCUCUUCUCACCGGAAGGUUUAUGUCAGGAUUAUUGGCUCAGGUACUUACGUCAACAGGUGUAAUGAAUUAUCAUACACUGAAUUAUUUCUCAUUUACAAGUGUGUCGUUGGCCUUCAUUGUUGCUUGUUUUCUGCCGUCCGUUAAAACUAGCAUUUACUUCCACCGAAGAGACUACCUUCCCAGCAGUGAUGACUCUGCACACCUUCACAAUGAUGAUGAUGAUGGGCAAAUAACAACAAAAUUGAGAAAGGUAGUGAGCUUGAUCUGGCAAGAUUUUAAGAGUGCCUACAGUAACAAAUACCUCCUGAAGUGGUCCAUCUGGUGGGCAUUUGCGACCUGUGGGAAUUUCCAAGUAGGGAACUACAUCCAGCCUCUGUGGGAAGAGAUUGCGCCCAUGGAAGAAACUGAGAACUUGUACAAUGGAGCAGUGGAAGCUACGCAGACGUUAUUAAGUGCUCUUUCUGCCUUCAGUGUGGGGUACUUCCACCUCAACUGGUCCCUCUUUGGUGAAGGGACUUUAGCCCUAAUAUCCCUCAUUGAUGGCAUUGUGCUCCUCCUCAUGGGUCUGACUUCGUGGAUCUGGGUGGCGUACAUCAAUUAUAUUCUCUUCAGGGUCUCCUACCAAGUACUUAUAACUAUUGCAAGUUACCAAGUUGCAAAAGAGCUCAGAGCUGACAGCUAUGGCCUUAUAUUUGGAAUCAACAUGUUUGUUGCGCUCUUCCUUCAGUCCAUCCUCACAUUUGUUGUGGUUCAGGUGCUCGAAAUUGGAGUGAAGUUACAGUUCGUCAUCUACGGGGCUUACUUCUUGGUCCUCGCCUUCUUCUUCUUCAUUCUGUCAGCAUACACCUGUGGCAGACUGGGCAUAUCAGGCAUGCGGGAGCUGGGAGUGUGGGAGAAGAAACCACAGGAGGAAAAUCAAGAACCUCCCGUUGGAACCACAGAAGCUGUUUAAAAGAUAAAAAGAGCAAGGAAAGAAAGAUGAAGAAUACAAACAUUGCACAAAUUUUAUCCAAGAUGCUUUAGUUUUUUAUUAUCAGUUUUAAUUUUUCUUUUAGUUGACAGUAUGACUGAUAAUUUAUUAUGCUGAUAAAUUGGUAGAAAACCUCAUUUUACGCAACACAAGUUUAUUGAAAGGUGAGACAAACUCGAAAUCCUCCUGACUUUCACUUUCAGGUCUAAAGAGUUAGGAGAGGAGAGAAAAUGGGGGCAGUGGAGAAUGAAUAAGAUACAAGAGAACUAGCUCCUAUAAAUGGCAGAGGAUAGAAUUGUUCAUUUGUCUCCUGGAUAUAUCCUACUUGUGCUGAGAGAGAUGCUUAGUAAAACUAGUGCCAGAAUAUUGUCUAUCAUAGAAGGAACAAGGAAUUGCAUAAGUGUUCAUCUUACAGGUGGAGGACUGGUACAGACCAGAUAGCAGUGUGUACGCCUAGCAAAAGGUGAGUUGGCAGUUGAGAGGGCAAAGAGGACAAUGUAGACUUAAGGAUGAAGGAUUGCUGCUGGGGAUUGCAAAUACAGAAAAGGAAUAAAGAAGUAAUGACUUCUCUCUGAACAUGAAGGGGGUGGUAGGGGGAGAGGUGUAUGUAUGACUAUGUAUCCCUGUGUAUUGGUUUUCAGGGAUACAUAGUCAUACAUACACCUCUUCCCCUACCACCCCCGAAAAGAUGGAGAAAUGGUCAGUAGAGUGAUAAAUCCGGGUGUCCAAAAGGAGCUUGUUGUUGACCUCUCAUUCCUCUUUAAAGUAGAGAGAGUAGUAGAGGAAGUUGAGCUUCUACAGGAAAUUCAGGAAGAGGCAGGAUUAUGAGACCACAGGGUAAUGAUAUCAGUGUACUUCAGCCUGAAUGAAUGGCAAAGGGAAGUUGAAGGAAGAGCUUGGACUUAAAGUACUCCAUGAAGAAGUUGGCCAUGACCAGACAGGAUGGAUAAGUCAGAGCAGUACAGAAUGUCUAGGAGUAGGAUCAUCUUUGUGAGGAAACAGAAUUAGCCUCUACCCACAGGCAGAUCAUGUGGAGGAAGAUGUUGGUGAGUAGAACUAGACUGAUCAUCUUUGUUGGUGAAUAGGGAUACAACAUCCAAACUCAUCAUAGUUGCAAAGACAGGCAAUGAAGUCCUAGAAUGGCUAAGGUGAAAGAAGCUAUCCAGAAAAGUGAGAGAUAAAGCCAGUCAGGAAACAAGGGGUGCACCUCAGAUCCCUGGUAGAUGAUAGGUUAUAAAGGUCUUAGGACUUCCAGGAACUUAAACUGCCUUGACCCUUUAACCUGACCUGAUCUGACCUGCUUCUGUUUCCAUUUACUUGUCCUCACUUGGCCCUCUUUUACUGUAUUGCUCCUCCUAUGUCCUCCUAUAUUUCUUCCUCUCCUCAGUUGCUUCAGACCUGGAGGUGAAGUCUAGGAUGAUUUCAAAACUACUGUCUUAUCAUUUAGUAAAUCAGUUUUUAUUUUCUUUUUCUUUUACCAAAAGUUGAUAUUGUAGUUUUAUCUGUGUACAAUUGGCCAGAUAGGAAACAAAGACAUCGGUACUGUCAAGGAGGGAUUGGGGUGGUGGAUACAUGUGCUUGGAUGUGGGAGUUUAUGAAAGGGAUUAUUACUCAGCUUUAGAUGUUCAGUGUAUGGCUCGUGUAGUUUUACCGGUCGCUGUUUUCAUACAACUAUGAAUUUAUUAGAGGCAGUGAGUUAAUUUUGUCACCUUUAUGACAUAACAACUUUUACCAUACAGUAAUUUGCUACAUGCUGCCAGAUGAUGGAUUACCCAAAGUGCCUCCCUCUCACGUACACACACAUGCAUAUGUAUGUACACACACACACACACACACACACACACACACACACACACACACACACACACACACACACACGCACACACGCACGCACGCACGCACACACACACGCACACACACACACACACACACACACA
Molecule: messenger RNA, 3715 nt
Organism: Penaeus indicus
Lineage: Eukaryota; Metazoa; Arthropoda; Malacostraca; Decapoda; Penaeidae
Product: thiamine transporter 1-like
Exons: 8
Coding region: 396-1760 (454 amino acids)
Biological process (GO): transmembrane transport; vitamin transport
Cellular component (GO): plasma membrane
Molecular function (GO): vitamin transmembrane transporter activity
Source: RefSeq, a predicted model, not a curated record